Molecule: messenger RNA, 228 nt
Organism: Pestalotiopsis fici W106-1
Lineage: Eukaryota; Fungi; Ascomycota; Sordariomycetes; Amphisphaeriales; Sporocadaceae
Exons: 3
Coding region: 1-228 (75 amino acids)
Biological process (GO): mitochondrial respiratory chain complex IV assembly
Cellular component (GO): mitochondrial intermembrane space
Molecular function (GO): copper chaperone activity; copper ion binding
Source: RefSeq, a predicted model, not a curated record
AUGGCAUCACAAGCUGUAUCAAUGCCUUCCCUGGGCUCCAAAUCUGAUCCCAAGCCCGUCGCAAACCUCGAGACCUCCAAGCCCAAGCCCUGCUGCGUGUGCAAGGAUGAAAAGUCGAAGCGCGACGAAUGUAUGCUGUUCUCCAAGGCUGCCGACCCUGCCGCCGACUGCAAGUCUACCAUCGAUCAGUACAAGAGCUGCAUGGCUGGAUUUGGUUUCCAGCUCUGA